AUGUGCCACUACACCUCUCCCCAUCCAAACUUCUCGUUCAUUUCAGUUAGGCCUAAAUUUACUACGUUUUUACAAGGUCUUGGCUGUACUCAAGAAUGUUCAGGACAUGGAAAAUGUAAAAAGGAAUCUUGUUUAUGUGAUGAACUUAGUGGAUGGCGAGGAUCUUUGUGUGAAGUACCAGGAUGCCCAGGGAUAAAAGAGGAUUGUAGUGGACAUGGCAGCUGCAAUAGUGCUGACAAGAAAUGUAUAUGUGAUCCAGGUUAGUGGUCUAUUGGUCUUGGUUUUAAAACGCUCUUAGUAAUCAAGAUAGCAACCUAAUCUCUAAGGAGAGCAUACGCAAUAUCUGAAUAUAAAGUAUGUUCCAUUUACCAUCAAGAUAUAUACUUUAUUGAUAUUUAUGUUCUAGCAGUAUUUCUUUUAUUUCUUCAGGUUGGACAGGCAUUGGAUGUCAUGUGCCUGACUGUCCUGGAACUCCUAACUGUUUUGGUCGUGGAUUCUGCAACAGUACUGAUCGUGAAACUCCGGGAUGCACUGACUGUUCCAUGGGAUGGAUGGGUCCUGCAUGUAAUGACCCUUGCUUACAUGGGCGACCUGUGGACGACAUCUGUGAUUGCGACACAUGUUACACAGGUAAUGGAUGCCAGCUGGAAUGUUCUGGUCGGGGUUCUUGCGUAAAAGGAGAAUGUGUAUGCCAUUCAAAUAACGAAGUAGGAUGGCAAGGGAUCAACUGUGAACUUGAUGGAUGUCCAGGAGUAGAUGGGAACUGUAAUGGUAAUGGUCUGUGUAAUACUAAUACCCGACAAUGCGAGUGUGAUCCGUUGUGGACUGGACCCGACUGUGACAUAGCUAAUUGUGCAGGAGACCCACCUUGUUCAGGUCAUGGUAGCUGUGAUGCGGCCUCAUUCCCACGCCGGUGUAACUGUGAUAGAGACUGGGCAGGGGAGGCUUGUGAUGUUCCUUGUGUCCACGGAAUAAAUUAUGGCAAUGCUUCGGGAUGUAUCUGUGACGCGUGUUACCAUGGUAUCGGAUGCCAAAUGUUAUGUUCUGGACAUGGCCGUUGUGAGCAUGGGCAGUGUGUAUGUAAUGCAAGCCUUGGAUAUAAAGGGGUAGUGUGUGAUGUACCGGGAUGUCCUGGAUGGCCGGAGGAUUGCAGUGGCCAUGGUACAUGUAACCUUGCAACAAAGCAAUGUUCAUGUGACCCAGGAUGGCUUGGACCAUCAUGCAGCUGGACUGACUGUCCUGGAACUCCAGACUGUAACGACAAUGGAAUCUGUGUUCCCCCACGAGGUUAGAAAUCCCUUUUUCAAAAUUAGAAUAACCUUCGAAAAGGUUGUAUAGAAAUUUAGUCAAGUUAAUAGAGCAAGUGUGUUAGCCAAUAGGAAUGUGCUCUUUUAAGAAGAUGGAAUUUUCUGAAAGUUACAAAGCUUAAAGGGUGAUGAGAUCCAGCAACCAAAGUGUUCCUGAACGGUGGUUAACAGUUCGAAAGAACUAAAUAUUAUUGGUAUUUGACAUUUCUAAAUAAACACUUGUUGCACAUAAUAAGGACAACACAAUAGUCCCAUCAGGUUGACCAGAAAUUCAUCUGCUUCGCAGGAUAAGAACAGCUGAUUUUUCACAAAAGAAAUUCCGUGUUAGGGACGUACCUAAUUUUGUUUCGGCCUAUCUAAAAGUUCUUUCUUGCGGUCAUUACCCAUUUAUUUCAAUUGUAACUUUUAUAAAUGUCAUAUUUUUAUGAAGAUUAAAUAUUAAAGUGGUGUUAUUAUUGUUUCAGAAAAUAGUGUAAAUGCUCAAGGUACAUGUAACUGUUCCGAAGGCUGGAUGGGCAAUGCGUGUCAACAUCGUUGUAUCUAUGGCAACCCCUCUGACGAUUAUAUCUGUGAAUGUGAACCUUGUUACAAUGGUGUGGAUUGUUCAACACUUUGCUCAAACAAGAGCAGUCUCUGUGUCAAGGGCGAGUGUGAUUGUGGAUUUGAGGGAUGGCGAGGAGAAUUUUGUGAGAGAAGAGGAUGUCCAGGUGUAGAUAAGGAUUGUUCGGGACAUGGCACAUGUUUCGCGGACUCACAGACGUGUACAUGUGAUUCUGGCUGGACUGGUGAGUGGUAUAUUGUACUUAGUGUUAGUUAUCAAUUUUAUCACACCAUACAUAUGAAAAAAAACAUAAAAAUAUUAUAUUUUACAGUUGCUUUUUUUCAAAAAAAUUGUUUGGGCAGACUGGCCGGAAAACAUCCAAGGAAGUUGCUAAUUAGAUUUUAUUUCCACAACAAAGUUUCCAAAGUUUCUACUUUUCUGGUUAAACUACAACACAUUCGACGAAACAUUAGAUAUCAAGUGCUCUCGCAACAACGUUCCCAGUUUUUGCAGGGCUUAAUGUGUGAUAACAUCCACAUGUUUCGCGCAAGAUUUACAUCUCUCCCAGCCCCUUCCCUAACCCUAUUGAUAUAUCCUAAUUUGUGGACCUUUUGUUAUAUCUCCAAAUCAGGUCUCGGAUGUCAAAACUCAAAUUGUCCUGGGGACCCAGAUUGUAAUGGAAAAGGCCGAUGCGUGAUUGAUAAUACCGUUGGUCCAAUAUGCGUCGACUGUGAAAAAGGUUGGAUAGGUCGAGCCUGCGAGAUUCGUUGUCAGCAUGGCUUCGCAUCAGAAGAAGUCCCGGAUGUAUGUACAUGUGAUUCUUGUUAUACAGGGUUUAAUUGCGACCAGUUGUGUUCAGGACGAGUGAACACUACAUGUCUGGAUAAAAAGUGUGUUUGUGGAUUUGAAGGAUGGAGAGGGGAUCUUUGUGAUGUACCUGGUAAGUGAUCAGUGGCAGGGCUUGAAUUUUAUCGCGGCAAUUGCCGUAGAGGGGGAACAAAAUGCCGUGGAUUAUUGCGGCAACGACGGCAAUUUUUUGCUGUAUAGUGUAAUUUUUAUACUAUUCACUGUGCAUUACUAUUUUGAUACUUGAAUUCAGAUGUUGAUCAAAUCAUGCGUAAACUACUAUUUUAGUCUCAGUUUUCUUCGAAAAAAAAACACUAAAGAAAUACGUGAACAUGUUUCUAGCUUGUCAGCAAUCCAAAGUAACAAUAAAAUUAAAUUUUUAUUACAG
Paramuricea clavata is the source of this 3082-nucleotide messenger RNA. Lineage: Eukaryota; Metazoa; Cnidaria; Anthozoa; Malacalcyonacea; Plexauridae. The record is from the annotation of a GenBank genome assembly.